Mollisia scopiformis is the source of this 860-nucleotide messenger RNA. RefSeq lists its product as uncharacterized. Gene Ontology annotation, molecular function: DNA binding. Bases 109 to 762 code for a protein of 217 amino acids. The transcript has 3 exons. NCBI's taxonomy places the organism in Eukaryota, Fungi, Ascomycota, Leotiomycetes, Helotiales, Mollisiaceae. The record is from RefSeq and is a predicted model, not a curated record.
GUUCGUUUCCCGAGUUCAUUUCUACAAUCAAAAACGCGCAAUUCUUGUACUUGCGCAUCUUCACUUCGUGACCUUGGGACCUCCAAGACGAGCAUACGGAGCAGCAGAAUGCCUUUCUCCUUCAACGAAGCGCAAACUGCGAUUCUUGACCGGUAUUGGGACCAAAGACGGUACCUUUUCAAAAAUGGCCGUCUACCAAAGAGAACCAGCAUGAGCGUAGCAGUUCAAUGCGCUGAGGUCGGGCCAUUUGUAUCUUCUCAAAUCAUUGGCAGGCAUUUUGCGAACCGCGUGGCAGCAGAGGAAGGUCGCCCGCGAGCCCAUCGCAAAACUCCUAGACAAUUCGAGCUGUUGGGAAACAGUUUUGAGGAUGACCCAUUCCCUUCAACUGGCGAACUUAUCUUGCUGGUUCAUGAGAGUGGCUUGAAGCCGCAGCAAGUGAAGAGCUGGUUCGACGGUCAAAGGCAGAAGGCAUCCAAGAAAGGCGAGCUUCUCACUACACGAAACAGGGAAAAUGACCCAGAUAGUAAUGACUCAGCCAAGAUGUGGAGAGCCUUUAAGAAGGAUCCAGGGAGUUAUUGCAAGGCGUUGUGCCGAGGAGAGAUCUCGCCAGUUACUGGUAAAGCCCAAGAGGUCGAGCUCGACGAGGAAGAGGGUGACGAGGAGAGUGAGGUAGACGAGGAAGGCGAGGCUAAGGGCGGUGACGAUACAAAUCAACAGAGUGAAGAGCUUAUGUACGGACCAGAAGAAUCGCGAGAAGAAUAGCGGGAGUAGACAAUCGUCAGCUAGGAGCAAACAAGGACGAGUAAUUGUUCUUCAAUCUCGAGGAAAUACAUACCAAUCUCUACAUAAGUUCCUCUAUU